AUGGCUGAGUUGAAGUUAGGUGAUGAGGACAGCUUGAAUGCCACAAUAGUGGUCCUUGGUGACGCCAGGGUAGGUAAGACGGCAAUCAUCCACCGCCUUGUCUGCUGGCAGAGCGAAACACUAGAGGGCCGCUACCAACCAACAGUGGAGGAUAGUUAUACACGCGACUACAUUGUGCAUCAGUAUCGUUGCCGCAUACGGAUCAUGGAUACAUCGGGUAGCUAUGACUUCCCAGCUAUGCAACGGCUCUGGAUUCGACGAGCCUCCGCCUUCUUGUUGGUGGCAUCGCGCGACCGCCAACAGAGCCUUGAUAAUCUUAUCAGUCUACGAGAGCAGAUCUGUGAGGAACGGCCCGAUGAACACGACAGAUUGCCAAUCGUUUUGGCUGUGAAUAAGCAUGAUCUCCACAUCGACCAGUGGGUCCUGACAGAUGCUGAGAUCGAGGCUGGUGUCCGUAGACUUGGCCUGCCUGGCGCGAAUAUGGAAGCUGUGGUAUCCACCUCAGCUCUGGUCAAUGAGGGCAUCUCGCAGUUGCUUCAAGUACUCUGGGAACAGAAUGAGUUAUUCCAGAUGCGCCACAUUCACUUUCCGAGCAUUGCAACGCCACCCACGAGCUACAUUGGCUUCACAUCAAGUUACCUGGCAUCAGCAGUGUCCUGCGCUGGAGCCAAUUCCCUGGGAGAUCUGAGGAGCCGGCGAUUCAGUGCAUUUGCAGCCAUCGAUAAACCAAACCACCCAAGCCUCAGCAGUAACAUCGGUAGCUGUCAGACAUACUACGAUGGUGGGCAGACGAGGAAGAAGGGGGGUAGCUCAAACAUACUAGGUGUUGCUUGCGAAGAGGGUCAUGCGGGCAGGUUAAAUCUCGACCUGGAUACCAAUGAGGUCACUGGGAAGAGAAUACAUCGAAGCUCAGUCACCGGAACGUCUACGGGGAGAAGUAGUAAUGCCAGUAGCGGGAAUGGAAGUGGCAAUAAUCCAAGCAGCCGGAAGCUCUCCCUGGUCAUGGCCUCCAAGAGUCUGUUCAAAAAUCGUUUUCUCAGCCAGCGGAGAAGUCAUACAAGUGAGUUGAAAAGAGAAUGUCGGCCAAACCCUGAGAAGCCAAUAGUCAUGGAUUGUACUAUUUCAUGA
This is a messenger RNA of Protopolystoma xenopodis, 1128 nucleotides long. NCBI's taxonomy places the organism in Eukaryota, Metazoa, Platyhelminthes, Monogenea, Polystomatidea, Polystomatidae. The record is from the annotation of a GenBank genome assembly.